Messenger RNA from Drosophila rhopaloa, 1447 nucleotides. RefSeq lists its product as uncharacterized. Bases 82 to 1284 code for a protein of 400 amino acids. NCBI's taxonomy places the organism in Eukaryota, Metazoa, Arthropoda, Insecta, Diptera, Drosophilidae. The record is from RefSeq and is a predicted model, not a curated record. The transcript has 3 exons.
AAAUUUCAGUCAAGUUAUUCAUAACCUACAAAAUUCAGGGGUUUAUUUUAAAUAAGUGCUUUAGAAGUAUAUUUUAAUGCCAUGAAAGUACCGAAAAUUCCCGAGUGGGUUUCCACUCUGUCCCUAGAGCAGGCGGUCCAUUCCAUUCUGGAGAGUGGGGACCAGGUCCUGGCGCUCAUUCCCAGCGUCCAUCUGAUCCAGUUUCGCAACUGCACUGUCCUCCUUCCCAUUCAGGUGAAGGUUCAGCUGCAGGACUUAACGGUGAGGAAGGUAUUCUUUCUGCUGAAGGCGCAACAUGGCAACGACUUCCAAGCGAGAGUGAUGAGUCAGUUGAGAAUGUUCACCCGGGAACACCAGGUCUACCAGAAUAUCCUGCCCAAGUUCGAGGAACUCUACAGGGAGGUGGGCAAGAAGAUAUCCUUUGGCCCGAGAGCUUUCAAGCUUGACCACAACAUCGGAGUUCAGUACGUACUGCUGGAGGACCUCAAGGCCCAGGGUUACAGAAACGUGGGGCGGCAGGAAGGCUUCAAUUUGGAGUGCCUGAAGCAAGUGCUCAAGAUGUUGGCCCAAUUCCAUGCGGCCUCCGUCGUAUAUGUGGAAAGAAAUGGCGCAUUCAAUAAACUCUUGGCCAACGGAGUCUACACAAAGACCAACCGCCUCGUCCUUCGGGAACUCAACGAUCCGGAUCUUUUCCUCUCACAGCUGCGACGUUGGCGAAUGGGUGACCAAUUCCACAAGCGGUUCGUGGACAAGGAGCAGGACCUCGUCGAUCGGUUACUGGAGCUCCAUGCCCCCAAAUCCGAUCAGUUCAACGUUCUGAAUCACUGCGACUGUUGGGUGAACAACGUGAUGUUCAAGUUUGACGACGCGGGUCAUGUGGAGGACACCGCUCUGCUCGAUUAUCAGCUUGUCAAAUACGGCUCUCCGGCUAAUGAUCUGUACUAUGGCAUCUUGUCAUCAGCCGAAAAGGAAAUCAAGCUAUCCCAGUUCGACAACAUGGUGCAGUAUUACUUCUACCAUUUGCUGGAUAACCUUAAAAUUCUCAACUGCCAAGGGACGCUUCCGCAACUCCAGGAUAUUCGCGAUGACCUGAACAAAAACGGCCUGGCUGCUUAUGUGGUCGUGACUAGGGUGUUGCCUAUAGCAAUGAUGAAUCAGUUCGAGGACGAGGUUAACGACCGAUAUGCUUCCAAAAUGAAGUGCGCCAUGUUCACCAAUCGGAAAUACAUACAGGCGAUGAAAGAUAUCCUGCCUUGGAUGGAAGAACGGUCCCUGCUCAAUUAGGUCUACAUCUAUUUUAUAAUUUAUGUCACUUUAAGGUACUAAAUGCUAUUCUUUAAUUUUGUAGUAUUCAUGUUAGCCAAUCAAAGAUGAUAAGCCAGGGAACCAUCGAAACUUUGUAUUUAUGCUGUCUAUACAAUAAAAAUAUUAUUAAUACAAUAAUCAA